This is a messenger RNA of Mizuhopecten yessoensis (Yesso scallop), 5864 nucleotides long. RefSeq lists its product as uncharacterized. Gene Ontology annotation, cellular component: plasma membrane. Gene Ontology annotation, molecular function: protein binding. The record is from RefSeq and is a predicted model, not a curated record. Bases 1371 to 4607 code for a protein of 1078 amino acids. The transcript is spliced from 18 exons. Lineage: Eukaryota; Metazoa; Mollusca; Bivalvia; Pectinida; Pectinidae.
UUUUUGAGAAUCAAACCCAUGACCACAGACUUUAUAGUUCUACUGCUGUGUUACAUGGAAAUUAUCUCUAAACAAAGCUAGUAAUAUGUGACUGAUUAUAAAGAACAUCCUUUAUAUGGGUACCACAUUGCAAAUUAAUUUAUAGUCAUUUAAAAAUGUACUCAUAUAUAACAAGAACACAUUUUUUGAAGAUGAUAUAAGCAAAUUAUCUGGUAAACAUAUCACUGAUAUUUUUCCACAAAUACUAAACAGUAGAUAGCCCGAAAAUGGUGUCGGAGAAUUCCACGUUUUCCUAUAGCAGUGCGCUCUAGAUCUGGCCCCACACCAGACAUCUAUAUGUCAAAAUGUCGAAGUCUGGUGUAUACGUAAGGGCCAGAGAAAACUCAGGCUAACUGAAAAGUAGCAAUAUCACACAACUUACCUAUAUUAUAUAUAAAUAGUCAGCUCUCAAAACUGGGCAUAUACAUGUGACGAAUCGUUCAAUCAUUUAUCUAUAGCUUGUCAUUGCAGCAAGAGUUUCCUCUGGCCCUGACACCAGACUUAUAUUUAGAUAGAUGUUUGUUGUGAGGCCCGGCCCCCACACCAAACGUCUAUAGCUAUCUGUCAAAAUGUCUAAGUCUGGUGUCAGGGCCAGGGGAAACUUGGGCUAUUGUCAUUAUAGAAUAAAGGGAGCGAUAACUAACUUACUGUCAAUGUAAAAAUAAAUGCUUUACAUGGUUAGUAAACAAUGUGGAUAAUGGGGUUUUUAUCAUUUCACUUUGAUCUAUUUAUUCGGCAAAUUCUACCUUAAGGGCACUGAAACUGGUCACACAACGCUCGUGAAUACUGGUCGGAUUACACGUGCACCCAUGAUUAUAUCAUAGGUGUAUUGACAGACGAGGCUAGUACCUGUGGUCGGAUCAAGCUAAAAAGCUGUCUAGUCCACAGCGUUAAAUCGCAAAUUUUGAAUUUCCGGAUCGAGUAAUCUACUUUACAAUAGUGUUAAGUUAAAUCUACUGAUCAUCACGGAGCUGACAGCCCAAUGACAGUGACGAAUACACUCAUCUGAUGAGCCAACUCCAUAACGGGAAGAAGAAGAAGAAGAAGAAUAGAUGAUGCAGACUGCGCUAGGCCUACUGCACAGUCGAUGAGCUUCAGCAAAGUUAGAUUAUACGAACAUGACGAACAACUCACGAACUCAUAUUGCUCAUUAUUGGAAGGCAUGAUACACCUACACACACAUGGACGAGUUACCAAAACAGGUUAAAAAUUACAGCUAUGGUGAUUGUACAGAGUACAGACGCUAGAUAAUAAUAAGUAUCGUGGAUAAGCCGUGCAAACCAGGAGGUCUUAAACAUUGCAAGACCUGACCAUUAAGCCCAGGUGUAAAAAUGCCAGGGUUGAGCCAGAGAAAAAAACAGUUGAUCCGAACAUUCCAUUUUGAGGCCAGGCGACUUCUAUCCGAGUCGGAACGGAGAACUCUUUUCCACGCGUUAAAAGAGUUCCAGAGAUAUCGCCAGGUUGAUAAAUUGGUGUUUGAGCUUAGGGAAUUACUUCACUCUCCAGAAAAGCUGGAUCUAUUGCGACACAUCCGGGAUUUAAUUCCUCGUGCUCACGUGAAGGAGUUUGAUGGAUAUUUCCGACAGUCUUCCAGACAAGCACUGAGUCCAACGACUCAACGCCGAAGACAAAACGGCCACCAUUCUCCCGAGAUCUUCAUCCGACCUAACCCUCAUGAACGCGUGUUUGACUCGAUGCCGCGUGGCGAGGCUGUGGUGGUUACCAUACAGAAGGUGUCACAGGACGGGAAUCUGGGCUUCAGUGUGAGGGGUGGGGCUGAGCAUGGACUAGGGGUUUAUGUCAGUGAGAUAGAGGAGGGAAGCCUGGCAGAUUUGGCUGGACUAGAACUUGGGGAUAAACUUCUGGAAGUUAACAACAUCAGUGUGGAAGAAGUGACCAGCAGUGGAGUGGUCAAGGUGCUAACGGGCAGUAACAAACUAAAGCUGGUGGUAGAACGGACUGGCCAGCUUCCUGAGUGGAGACUGUCCAGAGAGAAAGUGACCUGGUAUAAUAGCCACACCCGGCUCCUCAUGGAGGGGGAGUAUGAGGAUGGGGGAGGCAGUGCCUUUAUAAGGGGACUGGACGCUGAGUUCCCGGAGAGAAGGCUAACACUGUCUAUCUCAGAUCGACAUAAAGAGCUGGGCUUCAACAUCCGCGGAGGCAUCGAGUACGGUAUUGGAAUAUACAUCUCAAAGGUGGACAAAGGCAGUACUGCGGAGAGACACGGGGUUAGAGUUGGUGAUCAGAUUCUGGAGGUGAAUGGAAUCUCAUUCAGCGGUAUAUCUCAUCCUAAUGCUGUUGAAGUGUUAAGGAGUGAGACUCAUCUCAUUCUCACGCUAAGGGAUAUGGGGCGGUACCCAGCUUACAAGGAACUCUAUGCGGAGUAUUCCUGGAACUCUCAGAACACAACCAUGUCAUCCACCAGAACAGGACAACCGAAGAUAAAACAGACAAAACUGCGCGACAUGUGUCUAGACAAGGGUUCACAGAGAAAUCGAGGUCUUCACCUUCGUAUGCCCAUCCAGUCUGGGAUUUACACAAGCCAUCGGGAGUCUAACGAACUCCCUCUUCAAUCUGAGAUUUAUUUGCCACAUGUACAGAGAAAUGACACCGCGAAGAGUAACAGUUGGACUUAUGGUCCAAUUCAAAUUGAAAACUGGCCUGGAGCUUCAGGAUCGAAAGGUUCAAAGGUUACUGGGUCAGUUAACCCCGCCUACCUUCCAAGUGAGUCGGAAUUAGAUACGAUCAGCAUUAGUUCUGAAGAUACCGACGACUCGUCAGGUGUCCGUGGUGAAUAUGACAUCACUAUGGACGACAUCAUUGCUAGGGGUGGUGACCUUGCGGAGGAUAGUCUUGACAUGGGAGAUAACCCAGCGGUGAGUGGUAGUGUUGAACUUGUCGACCUCCAACCUCAAGACAUGGAGUCACUCAGUGACCUUGAAAUAUCAGACAAUAGUGUUAGUGAUGAGGACCACGACCAAGCUGUCCUUGUUCUCCAGCCAGCUAGCCACACUUCGGACACCAGCAGCGUCCAUAGUGAUGGUAAUGUCCCUAGCCAUAGUGAUGAGAGAAUGGAGCAGACUGAAGUGAGGCAAGUCCACUACGAGUUUGCUCCCGUGACAAAUUCCAUGGAUAUUGAUUUUAUUCGCUCUACCCAACAAAGCGUUGGCUCCGAAAAUGUCACCACUAAUUGCAACUUAAAUACUGUCGGUAAAAACGCGGCAACGGAGGAAAGUAAGACGAGAACGAAAACAGUUACAUAUAUGGAGUCUUCAGUUUCUGACAUUCCGCAGCAGUGGGAUACAGAUAGUGAGGGUGGAUCCGGAGGAGUCCAGAGGCAGGAUGAGGGGGACACAGAGGGGUGGGGAACAGAAGACGGUAGAUCAGAGAAGGCAGUUACCGACCCAUACGAGGUCAGUUUGGAGGAUGAUGAAGAUAUGAUUUGUGUGAUGCAGAACUUUGAUGAUCAGAUCAGGGAUUUAGAGCGGCGGCAGUCAAAUCUCGGCUUCAUCGAGAUGUCGUCGCUAUCAUCAGAAGACCGGCCAGAUUCAAGUCAUCCAGACAGCUUUCUAGAUGUGCCAGGAAGAAAGGAGGACAGCAUUAUCAGUGGGAAAUGGAAAGCCAUCAAGGAGAAACUGAAGGGCAGUUUGCGCCUUACAAAACCUGACAAAAACAGCUAUGUGAAGGAAAUGGAGAGAAAAGACAAUUUGGACCCAAGGGGAGAAUACUACGGCAGCAUGAAGCUUCACAAGAAUUCAAUUAACAAACACAACAUGGUGGUCCUGAAAGAGGAAUCCAGAAAAUUACUUAGUUCAGAUGAAUACUCAGCUGCUGUGAGACAUGUGGAAACUUAUCACAGUUCGCGUGACCUUGACCGCAUGAUUCAGGCAAUUCUGCCCAUCCUAGAUAAGCCAGAGAAAAUGCUGCUCUUACGAGACAUCAGAGGUGUGUUGUAUGCGACCGAUUUGAGCCGAUUUGAUCAGCGAGUUCACCUUAUUGAGAUGGAUGCAUAUGAAAAGCUAUCAACUAAGCUCCACCUACAGUUAAAUCAUGUUAACAAGGGGAGGAAACCCAAGAAACAUCUGUUGAUGACAGAAAUAGACUCGACAUCAUCGCCCGAACCUGCCAAUGUUCCUACAGACGAGAGCGGCCAUUUCUACAUCAAGCCCGUUGAACAACAUGAACAAGAACAGAGAAUAAAACAACACGUGGUAGAUGUGAUGUCAGGCAAACUCCCCGGGACACCGCUUAAUACACCCUCGGGGAUGGAAAUGGAUUUUACUCCGUGGGAUCAGGUGACGACCCUCAUCUCCAAAGAUAGACCGACUCUUGGACUUUGUGUGUCCGGAGGCAGUAACAGUAAGCGACAGCCAGAGGUUCAGGUGGACAAAGUGCUGGAGAACGGAGCAGCAGCCACUUCCCAUCUUAUAAAGCCGGGGAUGACCAUUCUGGCUGUAGAUGAUCGGUCAUUUGUGGGAGUGUCACACAUGGAGGCGGUCAGCAUACUGAAGACGACUUUUAAUGACCGGUCAAAAUCCACCAUGGAGAUCAAACUUCAACAUAACUGACCAGUCAAAGCCAAGAAAGCUGCCAAUGAGAUUGCACGUCAUCAUGACUACUUCCUGAUCAAAGACGCCAUAUAGGGAUUCCUUUGAUCGUCAUUUCAACAUCAUUUAUCAUACCUAUUUUUAUUACUAGUCUUAUUUAUAAUUGCUCAAGUCUAGAGACUGUCUCAUGAUAAGUCAGUGUUAGAAUACAAUCGUCCUCAUUAAUCCAGCCACUGUUCUGGUUGGGGGUGGACUGUUCCAUUCACAACCUAUCCACAUAUUUGGGAACAAGGGUCGACUGUACAUCGGACUGUCCCAUGCUUUGUUCACCUUACAAAGACGGUACACGUAUCGCCACAUCUAUAUGAAUGAGAUCGUGUUCUCAGCUGUGACAAACAGGCAGUAUUACAGCCCUUUAGGCAGUAACUUUUUGAAAUAUUUUCCUCACAGACAGGACUGAUACGCAACAGCGUGCCUCAACAAUGUUUUCAAAAUCGAGAGUAAACAUCUAUAUUUCCUACUAAAUUACACAGUAAAACACAGUAUUGCCUGAAUACUCUUAAAUCAGGUCGUCACUGUAAACUUUUUAUACUUCAUGUAUUUAACCGGUGUAAUUCUCAAACAAGCAUAAACACAGAGCUCACGGGGCUUAUAUCUUUCAUAUGUACAAAGGUGAGCACAAAUAUUAUUUAUUUCCCAUCUUAAUGACAUGAAACACGCUUACAGCUCGUGUCGCCUAAAACGGCAUCAUAUAGGUACCACACUGCAAUCACAGCUGUCAGUGUCUGCUCCGUCAUCGGCAUACAAGUUUGAUUCUAGACCAUAUUUUGAAUUAUUAAACUGACUAAAUACGCUUUAUACUCGGGUUCCUAGCUUAAGUUGGUGUUCGCCCAAAUUCACAGAUAGUUUAUGAUGUUGGUACAAUCUGAUGUGAUCUAGUCAAUUUCAUUCUUCCCUCCUGGGUAUACUUCAAUCAGUCAUCAGGCCGUCUAAGAUGGCGACAUGCCCUCUUCUGUGUUGUUUUGAAAAGGCACUCCAUAAUCAUCCUAAACCACAUUUGCAUAAGUACAUUGUCUUGUAUACGUAUUCAUGUGAUUGUUUCUGAAUCCUCUACUCAUAGAGCUAGACUACAAAAAGCAUACAAAAAAUAUGUGAAUGAGGAUGAAACGAUCGACUGCAUAAUUUUGCCUUUUUUAAUCCAAAUUGUCUAUUUAGACAAGUGACAUUGUAUCUUUCCUUCGUCACAGUACAGGAGAAUAAAAUUAUUUGAAAUGCUAA